UCCGGCGCGCCGCGGAGCUCGGGGCCUGUGGGCCGCGCGCGGCGCUUUCGGGGGCCCCGCGCCCGGCGGCGGCCGGGAUGGAGGAGGCCGGGGAGGCCGAGCUGAACUUGUCCCGCUUCAGCGUGCCCCCCGAGACGCUGGAGUCGGAGCUGGAGGCGCGGGCCGAGGAGCGGCGCGGCGCGCGGGAGGCGCUGCUGCGGCUGCUGCUGCCGCACAACCGGCUGGCGUCGCUGCCGCGGGCGCUGGGCGGCGGCUUCCCGCACCUGCAGCUGCUGGACGUGAGCGGCAACGCGCUGACGGCGCUCGGGCCCGAGCUGCUGGCGCUGCGCAGCCUGCGCACGCUGCUGGCCAAGAACAACCGGCUCGGCGGGCCCGGCGCGCUGCCCAAGGGCCUGGCCCAGUCGCCGCUCUGCCGCAGCCUCCAGGUGCUCAACCUCAGCGGGAACUGCUUCCAGGAGGUGCCCGCCUCGCUGCUGGGGCUGCGCGCGCUGCAGACCCUCUGCCUGGGCGGCAACCAGCUGCAGAGCAUCCCGGCCGAGAUCGAGAACUUGCAGAGUUUAGAGUGUUUGUAUCUUGGAGGAAACUUCAUCAAAGAAAUCCCACCAGAAUUAGCAAAUCUGCCUUCUCUAAAGUACUUGGUGUUAUGUGACAACAAAAUCCAAAGUGUGCCUCCUCAGCUUUCACAGUUGCAUUCCCUUCGUUCCCUCAGUCUUCACAAUAACUUGCUGACAUACCUGCCUCGAGAGAUCCUCAACCUUAUUCAUUUGGAAGAAUUGAGUUUGCGAGGAAAUCCAUUGGUUGUUCGUUUUGUUAGAGAUUUAACCUAUGACCCUCCAACUCUCCUGGAAUUAGCUGCACGGACCAUUAAAAUUCGAAAUAUUUCCUACACUCCCUAUGAUCUUCCUGGGAAUCUUCUUAGAUACUUGAGUUUAGCCAGCAAUUGCCCAAAUCCAAAGUGUGGAGGAGUCUACUUUGACUGCUGUGUCCGACAAAUUAAAUUCGUGGACUUCUGUGGGAAGUACCGCCUCCCACUGAUGCACUACUUGUGUUCGCCAGAGUGCUCCUCCCCUUGCAGUUCCGCCUCUCACAGCUCCACAUCCCAGAGUGAGUCUGACUCGGAGGACGAAGCUAGUGUUGCCGCACACAGAAUGCAGAAAGUUCUUCUUGGUUGAAAAGAGUGCAGGGUGGUGUGAAACACUAAAAUACUGAGCAGAGGUGGUUAGAAAAGAAAGUAGACUCUGAAGUUCACAAGAAACCUUACCUUCAUCUUGAAUGUCCGUGAAAGAGUUGGAGAUGAUGUAGAGGAUUCUGUGUUUCGUCUGCCCAUUCGUCGGGAAUGAGUCCAGUUCCAUGUUUGGAUUCUUUGAAUAGAGUUCACUCUGAGUGGCACUUUCAGAUUUGGCUGGUUGUCUGCAAUUUCCACUCAAGUUUUGCAUGAAUCACACAGCAGAAUGGAACGUUCUGAAGAGCAGUGCUGUCAUAAACCAUGAGCAAUGUAACUUGUGACAGUUGAGAUGGAGAAAGACAUGAUCAAUGCUGGAAUUAUUCUCAGAAUUGUCCUUGGGUUUUGGUUGAACACUGUAUCGUGACAGGACUCGCCCUCCUUUCUUGUAUUGCCCAUAUGUCUAGAUGACAGAGCUAUUCAGAUAAGCUCACAGGUGGCUACAUAGGCCCUAAACCUUUCUGACCUACUAACUGGUAAAGUAAGAGAUAUAACUUUUAUGUGGGAUUUUAAAACUCUUCACUUCUGCUCCCUUAUUCCAUAUGAUUGUUGUUACCCUCAUGUAAUCCAGCAAUAACUGUUAUAGUGCCUUAAUCCUAGCAAGGAUUUAGAAAUUUAUUCAAGAAAUGAUGCCAGAGCAGCCUGUAACCUGACAUACUACGCAGAACACUUCAAAAUGUGCUUUAACAGAACUAGGUAAACAACUGUGUAUCUGACAUCUGAGCACAUGGCCACCUUAGCUUCAUUUUUUGUUUAAACAUGAAGUGAUCCCCUAUAAGCAAAUCACUUUUACCCUUAAUGAGAGGCCACAGUCAUGAUCAAUCUGUUCAUCAUAAGACAGAAUAAUAGUUCUUGAUUGAAAAAUUGGUCAGAUUUCUUGUGACAGAAAAGAGGUGUAAGCUUGGAAAGCUUCUUUCUGUCUUGCAUUAAAGGAGUGGGGAAAUGAUUUAAAAAUUUUUAGCAGUCAAAUAUGACUUCUUUGCCUGUAUACUGAACUGUAACUUUCUCUAUAUUUUAAAGAAAAACUAAAAAAACAUUACAACAAGGGAAAUAAAAUUGGGAGCAGCAGUCAUUUGUGUAAAGACUAAAGUAGUCGUUAAAUUGUGUAAAAUAGAACUUUCAAAAGUGGUUUAACCAUAGAAUACUUUUUGAAAAUAAUGUAUCGAUAACAUAAAAAAUUUAUUAAAUGUAUUAUAUCCUUAAAGUCUAGCAGAAAUAUGGUUUCACAGGUUAAUUGCUAUUAGAAAGGACCAAAUUUUCAUUAACUAGUUUAAUAUGCAAUAAAAAUCGAAAAAUAGUACAAUUAUAAGUUGAUAUUAUAAAAGAAAAUAUGCAAUACAUACUAGCGGUCAUUAGAUAACGAACCUAUAACAUGAUAGUUUGUUGGUAAGUGUUACCGUACAGUGAUACGCAGGUCAGAAACUCAUCGGAUCAUCAAAUGACCUCCCUUCUGACUUCCUGGCAUUCAUGACGAGGGCACACCAUUUCUUAAACGCAGAUUGUUGUAUAAUAAUGAUAUGUACAUGUGUUAGGUUUUUGUCAUAUAUAUUAUUUUUUAUUUUAGAAGGAAAUAUACUGUAGGAUAGUUUGGGUUUGUUUAUUAUAUGUCGAUUCAUGAAACAUCAUGAGAGUUUCAUGACUGCAGUUGUGAAACGCUGCUAUUAAGUGAAUCCCUUCUCCUUGUUAAUGUAGUAAGAUUUCCUUUUUCCUUCUGAUUCAGAAAUUUUCUGACUGUCUAUAGAAGUAAUCUAGUAUGUUUCUGCUGCCUAGCAAAGUGGUACGUGGGUGAUUAUAUCAUAAAAUGGAAGUAAUAGAAAGUCUUUUGUUUACAUCUCCAUUUGAGCCACAGCAAUGGCAUACCACAAAAUUAUGAAAGGUAAGGAUGACUUAGGCAGUGCCUAAGUGGCAAACCCAAAAUGUUUUAUAAGUAAGUGACUUAGUUAAGAUACAUAAAAUAUUUUGUAGAAAAUAAAUAAUGUAUUCAUAGUAAAAUACUCAAAUUGAUGGGACCAAAUUUUUCUGGCUUAAAUGCCUCAGUUUACUUCCUGAAUAAUUCAUUACCAGCUUGCCCUAAGUAACAGUGUGGGUAAUCUUCUAAGAGUUAGUCUUUGUAAAAUAAAUGGGGAGGUAUGUAAAUAUCAUACUUAACCUUAUAUACCUCUUUCCAGCUUCCCAGAAAGAAGGUAUACUGAUUGAUCUUUUACAGAUGUGAAGAGGUCCAACCAGAAACAGUUUCUAGCCUUUGCUAUGUAACGUAGAUGUAUACUCUAGUAUACGACAAAAUGGCUUUCAACAAAAUGUUUGUUAUGGUUUUCCAUAUGUAUAUUUGAAAAUCUAAGAUCAGUGUGCAACUGUCUUUGGUGACUUUUACUGAAAUCUACAUUUUAGCUGUUAGUUUUAUCUUUUUUUCUUUUAAUCUUUGACCUAACCUUUUACAAGAGCUGCUAAUAUUUUCUAAGAUUUUCCCUAUUUCUUUUCCCUAACUUCCCUUUUUUUUUUUUGUAAGGAAGAUCAGCCCUGAGCU
Molecule: messenger RNA, 3746 nt
Organism: Diceros bicornis minor
Lineage: Eukaryota; Metazoa; Chordata; Mammalia; Perissodactyla; Rhinocerotidae
Gene: LRRC58
Product: leucine rich repeat containing 58
Exons: 4
Coding region: 78-1172 (364 amino acids)
Molecular function (GO): protein binding
Source: RefSeq, a predicted model, not a curated record